UACAUGGGCGACGUAAAAGCCACGAACGCCAAGUUGGGUUUGUAUUCGUCUCGGUAUGAGGCACGUGACUUUACAUGAAAGUCGUGUGUGCUUAGUACCAUAAGGAGUUUGAAAAAAAUAGAACUACCACAGGAAGACAUGAACAUACGGAGCCAAAAUUGUAGAAGCGGAAAUAUGCUAUAUCCCAUCCACUGUAAACUAUUGAUUUAAAGCCUUUAUAUCUUAAUUAAACACAGAAUCUGCUCUCUACCACCACAUUCAUUCUCCCUGAGUUCGUCGAAUCAUAAAUAAACUCUAAAAACAGAAUUUCUAACGUAGUUUUACUUGGUUGUAAUAGGCAUAUUAAUUCUAUAUAAUAACGACAAAUAAGAAUCAAGCCAAUGGUCUUGGAAAAGAAAACAUUUGUACUGGCAUAAAUGCUCUCAAUAGAUGUAUAAAAAUAUGCUUAUACUACUAGAUAUUUCCCUGCACGCCAAGUCAUAAAAUGGCGUGGUAAAAUAGCUAGCAUAGCAUAAUGUAGAGUAAUUAUUAGCAUUUGAUCCGUUAUCGAAGUUUAAAUGCGAUAACUUAUUUUUUUUAAUUUUAUUUUACGACUAGUACCAAUACUGCUAUUAGCAUAAUAUUAUUAAUACUGUUUAAACAAUGUAAUUAGUGAAACUCUUGUAACGACACAAGUUAACUGAGAAACAUCCCUAGGUGUUGUGGCAUGAUCCGAGAAGAUUUGGCCAUUGUGUAUGAGUGUGUGAGAGAGCGAGAAAGGGGGGAGAGAGAGAGGGAGAGAGAGAGAGAGAGAGAAAGAUAGAGAGAGGGAUAGAAAGACUGAGAGACUUCGCGGACAAUGGCGGAAAAUUGAAGGUAUAUUUGCAAAAGCUGUGGUUCCUUAUCCGGGGACUACAUCGCCCCAUGCCAUUGGGCCAUCGUAUCACGUGGUAAAAGUAACUUUACAGGGUUGCUCGCUAGUAGGAGGGCUUUAUGGAGCAGAAAAACGACAAAGCUAGAAAAAUUAUUUUCCACUCCAGAAAUUAAUGAUCAUGAGCUCGUAUUUGAUGGACUCUAACUACAUCGAUCCGAAAUUUCCUCCUUGCGAGGAAUAUUCGCAAAAUAGCUACAUUCCCGAACAUAGCCCCGAAUAUUACAGCCGUGCAAGGGACAGUGGCUACCAGCAUCACCACCAGGAGUUAUACCCUCCGCGGGCAAGCUACCAGGAGCGUCAGUAUAACUGUGCAAGCAUCCCUGAGCCUGAUACUCAAAGAGGACAUGGACUUCCUCACGCGGGGCACCUGCUCGGAAAAGGGCAAUCUGCCUCAUGUGAGCCCCCACCGUUACCCCUGUCUCCUGCCACCCCUCCGGCUGCAUCCUCCGCCUGCAAUCAAGCCACCCCGGAGCAUCCCAACAGCUCAGCCUCUGCCAAACAACCCGUCGUGUACCCAUGGAUGAAGAAAAUUCACGUCAGCACCGUCAACUCUAGUUACAAUGGAGCGGAACCCAAGCGGUCUAGAACUGCUUACACUCGCCAGCAAGUCUUAGAAUUGGAGAAGGAAUUCCACUAUAAUCGGUACUUAACACGGCGAAGACGUAUCGAGAUUGCUCAUUCCUUGGUCCUCUCGGAGAGGCAAAUCAAAAUUUGGUUUCAGAACCGCAGGAUGAAGUGGAAAAAAGACCAUAGGCUGCCAAACACCAAAGUCAGAUCCUCGUCCUCCACGGGCAUUUCCUCCGGGUCCAACACAAGCUCAGCGGCUGCAGGCGUUGUGGCGGCAGCUUCCACCACUAACACCAUGUCAGCCUCCGAGGACCUCUCCGGAACCGAGCGUGGCGAGGAUAUUACAAGGUUAUAAGAGAACUAUUUCGAGGAGAGACGGGAAGAUCAAAUGACUGAUUAUUUAUAAAAUAUAAUAUAUUUUGUUUUCGUAGGUAUCUUGUGCGUAAAGGGGGUUCCUUUAAGUCCACAGUUAUAUAAAAUGCAUGUUAUAUAGCAUGGAUUAUUGCGAAUACCUAUGGAUUCUUUUCUACGCGAAACAGGGUUUAAUUUAUCGAAAAACUGAAUCAAUAUGAUGUUUGUUUGUUUUUGUUUUUUUUCUUUUCAUUUUCCAAGAGAAAUGUUUUGGGCGAAGCAGGUUAUGGACAUUUUAUUCAAAUGUUAUUUGUGGGCCUUUCUUUGCCCAGCUGCCAAGGUGAAGUGCACAACGAAUCUAUUUAUUUCUCACUUGAGAGAGCUGGUACGUUUUUUUGUACUGUAAAUGAAAAACACUAUCGUGGGUAUCGAUAGAAAAAAAUAUCUUUGUUUUCUUUAAAAGUAAAUCAUGCUGUGGGGUUAUCUGUCGUAUGGAAAGGUUAAGACUUUAAAUUAUCAUUUAGUUUUUUGUUGUGAUGGCGUUGUGUUUAGGCUAUUAACAGCAGAUUGUUGUGAGAUGCAAUAAAACCAGUUUAGUGUAUUUGUGCUAAUUAUAUUGGUCAAUAAAACGUAAGUGUCUAUUAGUUUUA
Molecule: messenger RNA, 2481 nt
Organism: Ctenopharyngodon idella (grass carp)
Lineage: Eukaryota; Metazoa; Chordata; Actinopteri; Cypriniformes; Xenocyprididae
Gene: hoxc4a
Product: homeobox C4a
Exons: 2
Coding region: 1026-1835 (269 amino acids)
Biological process (GO): embryonic skeletal system morphogenesis; regulation of transcription by RNA polymerase II; anterior/posterior pattern specification
Cellular component (GO): nucleus
Molecular function (GO): DNA-binding transcription factor activity, RNA polymerase II-specific; RNA polymerase II cis-regulatory region sequence-specific DNA binding
Source: RefSeq, a predicted model, not a curated record